AUGGAUAAUCUGGAUCAUAAAGAUGUUUCUGUGCAAAUAUCAUUGCAAAAUGCACUUCGAAUAAUUAAAAAGAGGGCAAGGCAAAAUGAAGGUUCAAAUGAUCCAAGUCCUGAACGAAGGAUUGCUGAAGUGGAUCAGAUAUCGAAAGAUAAAUUAAAGGAAAAGAGGAGACGUGUAAGAAAUAGAAAAAAGGAAAAAAAAAGAUUACUCAAAUUAAGCACCCAAGUUCCAUUACCACAUUUUCAUCAUCAACUUCCUCCAAACUUAUUUCAAUCUCUACCACAUGAAAGGUUUGAAUCAAGGCCACAUGCUACUAGAAGCGAUUAUAGCGUUGAUAGCAGAAAUGAUGAUUAUUUUGAACGAGAACCAAACUUUAGAGAUCGUAGAAAUGAUGAUUAUUUUGAACGAGAACCAAACUUUAGAGAUCGCAGAAAUGAUGAUUAUAUUGUACGAGAACCAAACUUUAGAGAUCGCAGAAAUGAUUACAUUGUAAGAGAACCAACCUUUAGAGAUCGUAGAAAUGAUGAUUAUAUUUUACAAGAACCAAAUGUCAGAGAUCGCAGAGAUGAUGGUUAUGUUGUACGAGAACCAAAAUUUAGAGAUCGCAGAAAUGAUGAUUAUAUUGCAAGAGAACCAAAAUUUAAAGGUCGCAGAAAUGAUGAUUAUAAUGCAAGAGAUCCAAACAGAAAUCAACGGCUUUCAGUGACAUCAGAUAUUAGUGUACAACAGAUUAUUACAACCUAUGCUUCAUCAUCAUAUUUAGAGAUGGCAAACGUUGCCUCUGUUAAAUUGGAAAAGUCGUCACAAAAACUUCUGGUAUUAGAUUUGAAUGGAACAUUAGUGUUCAGGGAUUACAAAAAGAGUAUUGAAAUACGUCCACAUAUGGAAAAAUUCUUGCGAUAUAUCUUCGAAUCAAAUAGCUUUAUUGUAAUGGUAUGGUCAUCAGCUCAACCCUAUAAUGUCCGUAAAAUGGUUAAUGCAGCAUUUGGUCACUAUGCAGAACGGUUAGCUGCAAUAUGGACGAGGAAAGAGUUUAAUUUGUCCCUCGAAGAUUAUCAAAAAAAAGUCGAAACGAUUAAAGAUCUGGAAGUAGUAUGGAAAGAUUUUAACAGUAAAACAUCAACCACUUCAUCUCAAAUUGUAUGGGAUCAAACCAACACAAUUUUGAUGGAUGAUUCCACCACGAAAUCAAGAUUACAACCUUUUAAUGCCAUUCAUUUGCCUGAAUUUGAAAUUAUGAGAUAUAAAAGUAGGAAUGAUAAUGAUCUGAGUAAUGUUAUCGAAUAUUUAAUGAGGCUACAUAAACAAAGUAAUGUUAGUUCUUAUAUCAAAGAAAAUCCUUACAUCCCUUAUGACAAUAAAACUUCCAUUGUUAUUAAAAACGAGGACGGAAAUAACAGUAGCUUUUUAAACUAUGGCAAAAACAAGAAACAAAGAAUGACAUAG
Messenger RNA from Funneliformis mosseae, 1446 nucleotides. Lineage: Eukaryota; Fungi; Glomeromycota; Glomeromycetes; Glomerales; Glomeraceae. The record is from the annotation of a GenBank genome assembly.